Molecule: messenger RNA, 1076 nt
Organism: Telopea speciosissima
Lineage: Eukaryota; Viridiplantae; Streptophyta; Magnoliopsida; Proteales; Proteaceae
Product: protein PLANT CADMIUM RESISTANCE 8-like
Exons: 5
Coding region: 25-819 (264 amino acids)
Source: RefSeq, a predicted model, not a curated record
CUUCUUCAGAAGCUCAGACCAUCGAUGAUGGCGGAUUCCGAGGAAAAGCCCAUUAAUGGAGUCGAAGAGAAAGGAGAGGAUACAUUCAUGGAAGGAGUUACUGUGUUGGAUUUUGAUAUGCUUUGUGCAACUGUGGCAUUGCAGACGCAAGGGUUUUCGAAGGAGAAAUGGGACAAAUUGGAGGAAAACAUCCAUGGAAACGGUAUGGAGAUUGGUGGAGUCCAAAGGAUGUGGGAAGGUGAAGUCCUUGAUUGCUUCGUAGACCGUCGAAUCGCCAUCGAAACGGCUUGCUGCCCAUGCUACAGAUUCGGGAAGAACAUGGGAAGAGCUGGUUUUGGUUGUGGUUUUAUUCAUGGAGCUGUUUAUUUUGUUCUUGCCGUCACUGCUCUUCUCAACUUGAUUGCCUUUGCUGUCACCAUGCGGCGCUGCUUUCUGUAUUUGGUACUUGCUUUCAUAAUUUUGGCUGGAACAUAUUUGGGUUUCUUCCGUACACAGAUCAGGAAACAGUUCCACAUAAGGGGUAGCGACAGUUGUUUGGAUGACUCUGUCAACCAUCUGAUCUGCCCCUGUUGCACAUUAUGCCAGGAGUCCAGAACAUUGGAGAUCAACAACGUUCAAGAUGGCAUCUGGCGAGGCCGAGGUGACACUAUAUGCAUUGGCAGCUAUGGCGAAGGGAGCAAAGGCUUCUUUGAGCUGCGGCAGCCUCCUCUAAUCCCAACCAAAUCCCCCGACCCCUGCAGCAUGCAGAAAGCGACAAAUGGUAGCGAUCACUCGUGGAUACCUGAUUCCGGCCAUUCCGACCCACUGGUUUCUCAAUAGCAAGAGUAACUGUGUACUAUAUCUCUCAUAUAGUGCCCCAUUUCCAUCGCAAGGGUGGAAUGGAAGUGGUAGCUUUUUAGUGUGUAUAUUGUUACUUUAUGGCCUUGUGGGUUGGUUGUAAUGCCCCAUCUGGGCCAGAAUUUGUUACAGAACUUGAGAAUUGUUGCCCUGAAUGGCCUGAUGGUCUUCCAUCAUUUAGUUAGGUGGAGUGAAAUUAUGCAAACGUGAAGGGUGAAGUGACCCUUUUAACCUGUGUA